Molecule: messenger RNA, 1984 nt
Organism: Desarmillaria tabescens
Lineage: Eukaryota; Fungi; Basidiomycota; Agaricomycetes; Agaricales; Physalacriaceae
Exons: 3
Coding region: 62-1891 (609 amino acids)
Molecular function (GO): protein binding
Source: RefSeq, a predicted model, not a curated record
CCACGCUCUACUCGCGACCACGAGCAGCUGUAAGCACACUGGUCACGAACUCUUCAUCGCGAUGCGAGAUUCGUCCACCUUUGAUAAGUUCACCUUUGAGGAUUUACUGGACGCUGUGAUUGAUCGGGUUGAUAAAACAGCGAGGAAAUGGACUACGGAUAAGCUUGACACAAUCGAAAGGCGCCUCCAGAUUGCUGCGGCAAUGAUCAGAGGCGCUCGUAAUUCUCUUCAGCCAAUCAACCGACUUCCCCCAGAGCUGCUCGCCAUAAUAUUUCUACUGAGACAACAGCAUCUCCCCAGCUUUUUGCCCAUUCCUAGUGUAGGUGUUUACAAGCAGAGACACCACCGAGAUUGGCUGAAAGUUUUGCAUGUCUGCCGACAUUGGCGAGCUAUAACCGCCACAUGCGCAAGGCUGUGGGCAACAGUAGACAACGAUCUGGAUCCUUCCACUUUCAUACGUCGUUCUUCUACGGCGCCACUCACCGUCUAUGUUGGUAUCAGAAACGGGAAAAUAAAUCAACCUGAUCUCGAGAUUAUUCUUCGCCAGACACGUCGUAUCCGGGAACUUCACAUUGAUGCGUUCAAAUGGCAGAUCUCUGCGACACCUCUGUAUGAGCUUCUCAAUCGACCGGCAAAAAGUCUUGUUAGUCUGACGAUCUUGAUCGAUGGUGAUCGUAACUCUACCCCUCAUGACUUGCCGGCCCUCUUUAACGGGAGAAUGCCCAGGCUAAGGCAGCUCUGCUUAGAGCACAUAUCCUCAUGGCCUAAAAACCAUUUCAAAAAUCUCACUCACGUUUGUCUCUAUCGACAAGACCGUGAAUUCAGACCCUGCACGAACGACUUUCUCGACUUCUUGGAGGGUUGCCCCUUGUUGGAAGAACUCGCGUUAAUUGACGCGGGACCGACAAGGUCGACAGCUGGUGACGUUCCGGCCGUCCUUUCCCACCGCGUUGUUCCGCUAGAUCAUCUACGCGAGUUGAACUGCGGAAGUUUGGGAUACGCCCUUCCUAUCACCCGAUUGUUAUCUCAUCUUGCCCUUCCUGCAUCGACAGCCAUGUAUUUUUGGGGUGCUCCCCUGCAGCUACCGACGGAGGAACUUUCUCAGCUAAUACCCGAUAAUCGCUCGCAUCUCCAAAAUCUACGUAAUAUCAAGGAAUGCCGGCUCAUUCGUUCCUUGCUCUCAGUGGGGAGCUCAUACCAGCUUGUUGCGGUAGUAGAUUCCGUGAUCUACAUCUGUGGCCUUUUCUCCCCUCCGGAAGUGGUAGGUAUGAUAUCACACUAUCCCCUAAACGAUGUCGAAACAUUGGUAAUCGAGGAACGCCUCCUCAGUUCGUUUAGUAAUAUCACGACCGCCAUGUGGAGAGACGUGUUUGGUUAUUUCCCCAAUCUCACGCAUCUCCGGUUGCGACCGUACUGUCUGCCGUCUCCUACACGAAACAUUCUUUCUGCGUUGUAUCCAGCACAGAAUCUGGGCCACACGAGCGACAUCCUCUGUCCUUUACUCACCUCUGUGCAAAUUGAAGGUGGCGAUGACGCUGUCCCUGCAGCUUAUAUCGCUUUGUUAGUGGCGGCUCGCAGGGAAGAGGGUAGCUCCAUAGUGGACUUGAAGAUAUCAUCUUUCGACCCUCGCCGUCUUCAUCCCCAACCUCCUCCUCCUUCCUCGCGCUCUUCGUCCCCGUCCGCUCACAGCUCUAUAUCCACUUCAUCCGAUUCAGAUUCCGAUGACCUACCAGCUGGGGAAGAGGAUGUCACCAUCCUGAAGGAACAUAUUCCCAACGUUCAGGUACUCAAAAAGCAGGAUGUCGUUGGUAUGUUUCCCCCUCGAUGGCCGACUCGAGCGCACAUGUGGCACCUGGAGCAUACUAAUCGACGAGCAAUGGCUCGGUGGUGAUCUUAUCGAUGAGAUCCGAUCAGAUAAAGAUAAAUACCAGCUUCGUACAAAUGUAAUAAUUAAUGUGGGGUGCCGUAACCUUCUAACAGUCUA